AUGGGAGCCGAGGAAAACCCAAAACCACAAUUUGAAACAUCAGAAGUGGAGCACGAGAAAGAAUCCUCCGACACCAAAACAAUUGUUCAGCGGAAAAGGAAACAUGAAAACAACAGAAACAAGAGAAAGGCUGGAGCCGUCAGAGCGUGUUUGUCAGAGCGUGUUUGUCAGAGCGCGACCAUCCUGAGUAAAACCGUCUGUGAUUGGCCGGUGUGGCUGCCGUGUGCUUUGGCUCAGAACCCGCUGCAGAGACGAGUCCAUCUGGAGCCCGUCUGCUCCGUUCAGGCCCAGGGCGACUUCAGAAACACCAGCGCUUCACAAAGGAGGUUCACAGACGAGUUUGGAAGAAUCUAA
This is a messenger RNA of Knipowitschia caucasica, 354 nucleotides long. Lineage: Eukaryota; Metazoa; Chordata; Actinopteri; Gobiiformes; Gobiidae. The record is from the annotation of a GenBank genome assembly.